This is a messenger RNA of Caenorhabditis bovis, 660 nucleotides long. NCBI's taxonomy places the organism in Eukaryota, Metazoa, Nematoda, Chromadorea, Rhabditida, Rhabditidae. The record is from the annotation of a GenBank genome assembly.
AUGGAUGAGGAGUCGAGAUCUUUUCUUCGGGAUUCAACACAACAGCACGAACCGAUGGAAACUAGUGAAUCCGCCCAAAUUGAGAAAUCGCCUGGCAACAAGUCGAAAGAAUUUAGGGAUGGUUCCGCGAGCCCCAAAGAGUCAAGUCCAAUGGAUAUUAGCCCAAAUGUCGGAACACUAAAUGACGAAAAUUCGAAAGAAGGACCUCCGAAAGGAGAAGCUUCGAAAGAAAGUAGCCCGACAAAUAUAACGCUGAAAAAGGAGAUCGAAGAUGAGGAAGAGGAUUUUGCUCUUGAAGACACGAAUCUUGGAACUGCAAUUGAUGCAAUGCUGAUGUCAUGGUGUCAAUUCAUUACGAAUAUGAAGUUCGUUUCUCCGGUUCCACCUUCGUGCACUCGCGAUCACGUGAAGGAGACAGCUGAAGUGUGGUCUAGAAAUUUUCGAGAUUCUUGUGCGGACACGUUUAAUGAAUUUUACCGUCUCGGAUUACAGUGGCAACUGGAGAACUUUGAAAAACAAGAGGCGAUGGAGGAAGAGGAUUUGGAUCGAGCGAUUGCUCGCCAGGAAGAGCUCAUCGAGAAAGUUGUGGAGAAUAUGAAGAACAAGGGCGAGGAGUUUUAUCGUCAAUUUCCGGAUGCUGGCAAAUAUUUCCAAACUUAA